AAUCAGCACUUUUUCCCCAUUUAGAGCAAAGCUAAUCAGCACCGACGGUAGUGUGAAAUUUCUGCUUGCACCUGGCCGUUUUUCGAGCGCUAUCAGAAAUCAGAAGUGUUGGUCGCGUGGGAUGUCACCGGGGAAGAUUUUUUUUCAAAAAAUAUGAAUUGCCUCUAUAAUGAUGGUGCAAAGUGUGGCCAAUAAAGCGAAUCUUACAAACUCAUCGUACAGGUGAUUCAGACGUGUACCGCGUAUUGCACUACAGCGACAGUUGCAAAACUGUAUGACGUAUCGCACGAUAUAUACCCAUACCUACCUACGGUAGGCACAAUAUAAACGUUUUGUUAUCUACAAAACGACAAUGCUUCGCUUGAUGGUUCGUUAGCACCACCAAGUUUCAGCUGUUUCAGUCAGUUUAGUUUCCGCGUUGAAAAUAGUGCACUUCAUAUCGGUUGGGAAAUCGCUUUUUUGUGAAAGUGCUUUACACAAAAAAAAUAUCGUAAGGAACUGUGACAGUUGAUUCAACACGAUUCAGUUUGCAUCUCGUAGUGGAUCUAAUUGCUCCAACCGGAGCCCGUACACACAGUUACAAAGUGCAACUCGAGCGCGUUACGUAGCACAACAUCGACCGUUGUUGACCGACCCCUUCCCGAGAAAUGGCAUCUCUGCGAUUGCUGUCGCCCGAACUGGCGGAAAAGGCCCGCACGGAACUGAACGAGGUUCCCGCCCGGAUUCCGGAAGAUAUUGCCGUGCUGAAAGCGUGGCUAGCUAAGCAACCGCACCUGAAUCCACGCUGUGACGAUCAGUUUUUGGUAGGCUUUUUGCGGGGAUGCAAAUACAGCCUCGAGAAGACGAAAGAAAAGCUGGACACUUACUAUACGGUUAAAUCGGCCAUUCCGGAAUUUUUCGACAAUCGUGAUCCGGCCGAUGGGAAAAUUCAGGAGAAUGCUGCUCUCGGGGUCAAUUUACCACUUCCCUAUACCAUGGGAGCUGACGGUCCUCGGAUUGUGCUUGUACGGAUGGGUUGCUAUGAUCCUAGCAAAUACUCCAUCGUUGACAUAAUGAAAGUUUGUUACAUGAUUACCGAUCUUCUGUUGGUGAAUGAUGACAUUUCAGUGAUCGCAGGUCACAUGGUGAUGGUUGAUCUGCGAGGAUUGAGCCUGUCAGCGUUGGCGCAGUUCAGCCCCACCCUGAUCAAAAAGAUGACAUCCGUUAUCGAAGGCUUUCCGAUUCGAACCAAAGGAAUUCAUUUCGUUAAUCCAUCGGCGGGCUUCGAUACUCUCUACAAAAUGUUCCACGGCUUUUUGAGUAAAAAAAUCCAGGAACGGGUUGUGGUGCAUGACACAUUCGAAUCGUUACACAAAGUGAUCCCUAAAAAGUAUUUGCCCGAAGAGUAUGGAGGUAGUGGUGGAAAACUGGCCAGCAUUAUCGAAGACUGCCGGAACGAACUCGUAGCAUAUCGGGACUUUUUCAUCGAAGAUGCACGCUAUCGGAAUGACGAAAGAAAACGACCCGGAAAACCAAAGAAUGCCGGCACUCUGUUCGGUGUUGAUGGUUCCUUCCGAUCGUUGGAGUUUGAUUGAAUUUUGUGUGAACAUAGAAAAAAAAGAGUGUGUUUUAUUGUGGCAUUUUAUAAUACAAGAAAUUUUAUUUGUUGAUUGUAAAUUGACCUAGGCUUUUAGAUUGUUUCGCUACUUACACCUGAGGUUAAUCAAGUUCAAGUUUUCUAAACGUCCCAUCAAUACCGAAAUUGUCACUAAUUCUUGAAGAAGCCGACAAAAAUGAUUUGUUAGCUUGUAAACCGCUAAGUUCUCCGAUUUGACUAUCCCGAAGCUUACCCAUUUCGAGUAAAUAAUCACGAUUAUUUCGUAGUCCAUUCUCCCAAACAUCUACGUACUUUUGAAUGGGUUCUAGAGUUCCUCCAUACUCCACUGGAAGUACACU
Molecule: messenger RNA, 1935 nt
Organism: Sabethes cyaneus
Lineage: Eukaryota; Metazoa; Arthropoda; Insecta; Diptera; Culicidae
Product: alpha-tocopherol transfer protein-like
Exons: 4
Coding region: 648-1574 (308 amino acids)
Cellular component (GO): membrane
Molecular function (GO): phosphatidylinositol bisphosphate binding
Source: RefSeq, a predicted model, not a curated record